Molecule: messenger RNA, 3342 nt
Organism: Hippocampus zosterae (dwarf seahorse)
Lineage: Eukaryota; Metazoa; Chordata; Actinopteri; Syngnathiformes; Syngnathidae
Product: bromodomain-containing protein 3-like
Exons: 13
Coding region: 379-2466 (695 amino acids)
Biological process (GO): chromatin remodeling; regulation of DNA-templated transcription
Cellular component (GO): chromatin; nucleus
Source: RefSeq, a predicted model, not a curated record
CACAACAACAGCAAUGACGCGCCUAGUCACUACGGCUGCGCGUAGAACAGACAGCUGAUAACUCAUCUAUUAUGCUACUUGGCUAAAUCCAAAUCAUCCAGGAAAGUGAGUGGAGGCCGCCGUUGGACACACCGGAGGACCAAGCCCAAAGUAGCAGGCGAAGGAGCCCUGUGCAAGUCGUACGAUGGGAGUUUGUCUCCUGGAGGGAAACGUCCAGCUGAAGGAACAACGCAAGUGACACAAAAAGCACGCAGGCACCCACAUACGCUCCCACCCGCGCGCACCCCCCUCGGACCGACAGAGGGCCUUUUCCCAAUUUCCCUCCCGCGGUCAGACGCUGCAUCCCCACGCCGCAUUAGCGCGUCGCCGCCGUCCACCAUGUCGGACGCCCCCGAGGCUGCCCCUCCGAGUCCCCCCACCCUCACCAACCCGCCUCCGCCGGAGGUCACCAACCCCACCAAGCCCGGGAGGAAAACCAACCAGCUGCAGUACAUGCAGAACGUGGUGGUGAAGACGUUGUGGAAGCAUCAGUUUGCGUGGCCUUUCUACCAGCCCGUGGACGCCAUCAAGCUGUGCCUGGCGGAUUACCACAAGGUGAUCAAGAACCCGAUGGACAUGGGCACCAUCAAGAAGCGUCUGGAGAACAACUACUACUGGAGCGCCAGUGAGGCCAUGCAGGACUUCAACACCAUGUUCACCAACUGCUACAUCUACAACAAGCCCACGGACGACAUCGUGCUGAUGGCGCAGGCGCUGGAGAAGAUCUUCCUCCAGAAGGUGGCGCAGAUGCCUCAGGAGGAAGUGGCACUGCUGCCGCCCGCCCCCAAAGGCAAGAACAAGAGCAAACAGCUGCCCGCCGCCGCCGCCGCCGCCACCACAGUGAGUCAGCAGGCGGAGUCUUCGGCGUCGCCGCCCGCCUCCUACCCCUCCCCCUCCCAGACGGCCGUCAUUUCGGCCACGCCCACGAACGUCCAGGCCACGCCUCCCGCCCCCGCGCCAACACAGCCGCCGGCCGCCAUGAUGCCGUCCGCGCAGCCCGUCGUCAAGAAGAAGGGCGUGAAGAGGAAAGCCGACACCACCACGCCCACCACGUCGGCCAUCUCGGCAGGCCGCGCCGACUCGCCCACCGCGCAGGACGUCAAACCCGCCAAGCUGGCCUCGGCCCGCCGGGAGGCCGCCGCCCGCCCCGCCAAAGCCCGGCGGGAGGCGGGCGAGGAGCUGGCGGCCGGCGACGCGGGCAGCGGCGGAGGCGGGGCGGCCGUCGGCGGUGGCGUCGGCGGCGCCCGCAAGGCGGGGAAGCUGGGAGAGCAGAUGAAACACUGCGACGCCAUCUUGAAGGAGAUGCUGUCCAAAAAGCACGCCGCCUACGCGUGGCCCUUCUACAAGCCCGUCGACGCCGAGGCCCUCGAGCUGCACGACUACCACGACAUCAUCAAGCACCCCAUGGACCUCAGCACCGUCAGGAAAAAGAUGGACAAAGGCGAGUACUGCGACCCACAGAGCUUCGCCACCGACGUCAGGUUAAUGUUCUCCAACUGCUACAAGUACAACCCCCCCGACCACGAGGUGGUGGCCAUGGCCCGCAAGCUACAGGACGUGUUCGAGAUGCGCUUCGCCAAGAUCCCCGACGAAGGCGUGGAGGCGUCGGCGCCGUCCACGACGCCAUUGGUUAGUAAAAGCACGGCCUCGUCCGACAGCAGCAACAACUCCUCCUCAGACGAGUCGUCCGACUCAGAGGAGGAGCGCGCCACGCGGUUGGCUGAGCUACAGGAGCAGGUUGGUGCUGCCGGCCAAUCCCAGCUGAAGGCCGUGCACGAGCAGCUGGCCGUCCUGUCGCAGGCGCCCGUCAGCAAGCCCAAGAAGAAGAAGGAGAAGAAGGACAAGGACAAGAAGAAGGACAAGGCCGACAAGACGGCCGCCAAGGCCAAGCCCGACGACGACAAGAAGCCCAAGGCCGCCGCCCAGCAGCCCAAGGCGGCCAAUCAGAAGAAGGCGCCGGCGCGCAAAGCCAACAGCACCGUCGCCGCCGCCAGACAAGCCAAGAAAGGCACCAAGGCGGCGGGAGGAGGCUCGGCCAACGGCGACGACGGGGGCGGAGCCGGCGAGGAGUCGUCUUCUCUGCCAAUGUCGUACGACGAGAAACGCCAGCUGAGUCUGGAUAUCAACCGCCUACCCGGAGAAAAGCUGGGCCGCGUGGUGCACAUCAUCCAGUCCAGGGAACCUUCCCUGAGGGACUCCAACCCAGACGAGAUCGAGAUCGACUUUGAGACUCUCAAGCCGUCCACGCUCCGAGAACUGGAGCGCUACGUCAAAUCGUGCCUGCAGAAGAAGCAGCGGAAGCUCUUGCAGAAGCAAGCUGGAGGCGGGGCCUCGGGAGGCGGGGCUAGUCGUUUGAGCGGGAGCUCGUCUUCCUCGUCUGACGACAGCUCCUCAACGGGAACGUCCUCUUCCUCAGACACAGACUGAACACACACCGACACGCACACACCUUCUGGACUUGUUACACACACACACCAUACACACACACACGUACGUAUAUAAAUAUAUAAAUAUAUACAUUCAAGUACACACACACACACAUACACACACCCUGAUGUAUGUACAUAAGCUCAGCUGUUUUUUUUUUUUUUAGCAUCUAGUCUUUUGUUUUUUUGAAUUUUGUUCUUUGUUUGUGGAGGAAAAGAAAAACUCGACACGCUUGCCGUGAAAAGAAUGGGACAAAUGUGUCGGCCUCACGUGGGGGGGGUGUCACUGUUUUUAGGGGCGGCGCAGUGUUUCUUCGACAAGACUUUUCUAGCCGACGAAAACAUUUCGUGACGUUGCCGCUUGCCCCACCUUUCCACCAACACUACAUGUCUCACUUCCUGUCGGGAGACCCGCCUCUCGCCGAAUAAUGGUGCGAGGGGGAAAUACGUUUUUAAUAUUUGAAAUUUUACGUUCUUAAUCUGUCUUGUUUGGCCACCCACCCCCCGUGAUGACAUCAUUGAUGUCGUCCGUCCGGUCGGUCAGACGGCUGGCGUGCGAUGGACGUGCGGGCGAGUUUGUUUUUAGUUGCUCUACUAGUUUUUUUUUUUUUAAUUUUACUAAGAAAAAGGAAAAGAGUGAUUUGAUGUGUUUGCAUGCACUCCGUCGGGCCGUACGUCAGCACUGUAUAGUAGCUUCCUGUAUAGUAGCUUCUCGUCAAGUAGCUUCUUGUGUAGUCGUCGUGCUACACGCGUGUGCUACACGCCAACACACGAGAAGCCAGAAGAAAAAAAAAAAAGUCAUUUGGUGUAAUUACUGAUAUGGGAUCCUUAUUUUCUGACUUCCUUUCUUUUCAUAAAUAAACAUAAAGUGACCUUG